Nannochloropsis gaditana CCMP526 is the source of this 641-nucleotide messenger RNA. RefSeq lists its product as uncharacterized. The record is from RefSeq and is a predicted model, not a curated record. The annotation marks the transcript as partial. The transcript has 6 exons.
AUGGGAGAAAAGUACUCGGUGGAACAUAUUGAGGAGGUCCCCAUACUCCAUCCCUCUGUCUUUAUCAUCGGCCACUACCGGAACGGCACCUCCCUUCUACAUGAGCUCUUGAACAAUGACGAGAGGUUUGUGGCCCCCACGGCCUUCCAAUGCUCCGUCCCGCGAAUAGUCGUGGGGAGGGAGAGGUUCAUGACCAAGAAGUUUGCAGGGCUUCAGAUGGAACGGCCCAUGGACAGCUGAGUGUCGGAGGGAGGCGCAAGGAAGGGAGAAAGAGGGAGAGAGGGACGGCGCGAGGGAGGAAGAAAAGACAGACAUCCAAAAAUCACAAUGCUGUGAUCUUUUUUGAACACUUCUCUUUGUCCUGCUGCUCGGCCUUAGCUCCCCUUUCGAAGAUUAAUUCGCCAUCGCGAACCUGUCGGGCCUCUCUCCCUACAUGGGCGCCAUUUUCCCUCGACAGGACCAUUACUACGAGCGUUUUCUCUCCCUCAAAGAUUGCUAUCAGGCGGAGGUAUCGGCAUGGAAACGACCCAUCACUUUCUUCUUAUGAAAGUCUUGUACCAUCAACAAGACAAGCGCCUCAUCCUCAAGGUUUUUGCUUCUCCUCCUCUUUCCCUCGUUCUCGCCCUCCAUUCCCGUCUUCC